GGAAUUGGGGGUAUCCUGAUAACAUCUUUACUUAGCAUGUUAUACAAUUGAAGGAGUAUCCUAUCAACAACACCUUCACAUGGCGUAUAAUAGAACUGAAAAGUAUCCUGAAAACUCCUUCAUCUGACGUAUUAUAGAAUUGGAGUAUCCUGGCAACACCUUCACUUAGUGUAUUAUAGAAUUAGAGUAUCCCUGCAAUACCUUCAUCUGGUGUAUUAUAGAAUUGAAGGAGUAUCCUGGUAACACCUUCACCUAGCGUGUUAUAGAAUUAGAGUAUCCUGGUAACACCUUCACUUAGCGUAUUAUAGAAUUAGAGUAUCCCUGCAAUACAUUCACCUAGUGUAUUAUAGAACUGGAGUAUCCUGGCAACACCUUCACCUAGCGUGUUAUAGAAUUAGAGUAUCCCUGCAAUACAUUCACCUGGUGUAUUAUAGAACUGGAGUAUCCUGGUAACACCUUCACUUAGCGUAUUAUAGAAUUAGAGUAUCCCUGCAAUACAUUCACCUGGUGUAUUAUAGAAUUGAAGGAGUAUCCUGGUAACACCACACUUUCACCUGGCGCGAAACGUUUACUUGCACACCUAUUGUUAAACAUUAAACAUUACUUGUGGAAUACCCCAGAUGCUUUGUUGGCUGAUCUACAGAACGCUUCUAGUAGCUUGAACAACGAUAGUCCGACUUGCGAAGCAGCGAACCCAGAAGCUCAUUACACUUCUGUGAACAUGCCCUUCAGCCCAACUUCUCAAACCAGCAAAUCUUCUGUAACCACCCAGAGAUACAACCUCGGUCCAGGUUCGCAGACCAUCACCCACACUGUAACCACACAGAGGUACGACCUCAAUCCAGCUUCUCAUAUCACCACCCACACUGUAACAACAGAGAAAAAUGGAUACCAACAUGGUGGAGAGAAAUCAGCACCGAUUUAUCAGAAUCAGCAGGUGAGAAAAGAAGUUCCCACGGCAACAUCAUCAUCUCGACAUCCAACUGCUGAUCAUCUGUCGGAGUUGGACUCUCUUCUUGAAGACCUUAACUCAGCUCGCCUAAGCUCCUCUUCUCCAGACUACAAAGUGUCAACAGUGAAUGGAGUUUCCAGUGCUUCACCGACGCCCGGGGAUGCUUCAAAUCCUAGGUAUGGGUCAAUUCGUCCAGUCACCAAGCCUGUCCCAGAGGACAGACCGUCUGUGGAAAGUUUGUUGGAUGAUCUGCAAAGCGUAGUGUCCCCAAAGUUAAAUGAACCUACAAGCCCAAGUGUGACCCCAUCAGUCAAGCGGGAGUAUGUUACCACAGUGACCUACACUAAAGAAGAGCCUUUGCACUCUCCCCCACCUGCUUCCACACCAGGAGCAUCUUCUGCCACCAAAGAAUUGGAUGAUCUGAUGUCUUCCCUUUCAGAUUUCAAGGUGAAUGACACCAAUCCUCCAAUUCCUGCUAGUAGUAACUUAGCUUAUGCUGAACCUCACAAGCCAACGAAACAACAGCUCCAAUCUCAGCCAAAGGCACAACCAGCCUAUUCUCAUAAUGACCAGCUGGACUCUAUGCUUGGUAGUUUACAGACAGACAUGAAUAGUCAAGGGAUUAAUACAACUGCUAAGGGUCAGUGUGUUGCCUGUAAGAAACAGAUUAUUGGUCAGGUGAUCACAGCCCUUGGACAGACGUGGCAUCCAGAGCACUUCACUUGCACACAUUGUAAACAGGAGCUGGGCACCAAGAAUUUCUUUGAACGAGAUGGUGAACCAUAUUGUGAGGAGGAUUAUCACAAGAUUUUCGCACCUCGUUGUGCUUAUUGUAAUGGUCCUAUUCAGGAUAAAUGUGUGACAGCACUGGACAAAACUUGGCACCAAGAACACUUUUUCUGUGCCCAGUGUGGCCGGCAAUUUGGGGAAGAGGGUUUCCAUGAAAAGGAUGGAAAACCUUACUGUCGUGAAGACUUCUUUGAUAUGUUUGCACCCAAAUGUGGUGGCUGUAACAGGCCAAUCAAAGAAAAUUAUAUCUCGGCACUCAAUGGCCAGUGGCAUCCUGAUUGCUUUGUUUGCAGAGAUUGCGGCCAGUCAUUCAACGGUGGAAGUUUUUACGACCAUGAGGGUCUGCCUUACUGUGAGACACACUAUCAUGCUAAACGUGGAUCACUAUGCGCUGGUUGUCAAAAACCAAUCACAGGUCGUUGUAUUACGGCAAUGUUCCGUAAGUUUCAUCCAGAACACUUCGUAUGCUCGUUCUGCUUGAAGCAACUGAACAAGGGAACAUUUAAGGAACAGAACGAUAAGCCUUACUGCCACGUGUGUUUUGAAAAAUUAUUUGGUUAGUUUGUUCUUACACAUAUUACCAAGCGAAACAAACGAAAAAUAAAAGUAGUCAGAUCGGAAAUGUGAUCUUCACAAGUUUGAAGUGUUAAGUGUACACAAAUAAAUAUUUUUAUUAUUGUUCAAAAUGAACUGAUUAGUUUAAUUUUCGUAAAGUUAUAAUAAAACAAUCUCAAUUUUGAGCGCCACUUCAAAGGAAGAUACUUUCACUUACUAUUAUCAAAUAAAGAACAAAAAUAUUUUAUGAAAUGGUGUUUCAAAAAAAAACCUUUAAACGUGUUAAUGGGUGUAUAUUUUGACAACAAAAUAUUAAUUAUAUGUUGUCCAUUAAAAAAAAAGUCAAAUAAGAAGCUAGAAAUUAAGUUGAUGAAACUAAAUUAAGUGCGGAUGACAUUAAUAUUUAAACAAGGUGUAUAAAAUUUAUUGUUGAGACAAAACAUUUUUAUCAUUUUAUACAAUACUUUAGACCAUAAUGAUUCUUCAGAUCAUUGUAAACAAACAAUUCUUUACAUUUUCUUUCCCCACGGUUACCGUCAGAGUUUUUAACAUCUGCAAAUACGCCCUCUAGUGGACUAUGAGUAAGUGCUGUUUAAUAUCACCAUUUCGAGGUUUGAACCCAUUUUUAUCAAAGUAAGUUUAAAUGUAAACUAACUAGGAGUACCAAGUUUAUUUGUUUUUAUUCUAAUUGCUUGAAAAGUGUGCACGUAUGCUGAUAUUUGUUAAUUAGAGAUUUGGCUGUCUAUAAUAUGAAAUGGCUUUAUAUAAUAAUUUUGAAGUGUGGGUAACAGCCAGAAAAUGCAAGAUUUAUUUUGAUCCGUUGGCUCAUAGUGCUUUCUAUAGUUAAUCGAAUAACAAAUACUAAAGAACGUAAUUAAGUCGGUGAAGGAAAUAAUCUAACUAUAUUAUGAAAAACUGAUAUUUUUUUUAUAUAUAUACGGCAAACGUCACUGUAUGUUACCUUUUAUAUGCCAUAUUAUUAAUAUACUUAAACUCAAUUUGAAAUAUGUCUUUGACAACCAAGAGGUAAAUAGCCAUAUCAAACUAUUUUAAUUUUGUGUCUGUUUUUAUGUGCAAUGGUGUUCCAAAUAAUAAGCUGUUAUUUUAUAUGCCUGUUAAACUGUUUUAUAUUUAGAAAGUUAUUGUCAUUGUUUAUUUUAAAUGUUCCCUAUUGACAGUUGUCCUGACAAUCGUUAGAUACAUAUUUCAGUCUUUAUCCUUUGUUGUCAUGGGGAUUAACAGAGGAAUACGUUAACUUGGAUAGGUUGCCGUGUUUAUAAUGCUAUUAUUUUUCUUCAUUGUGUUUCUUGAAUAAAAUAUAUGUUUAUAUAGUAAUUUACAGUGAAUUGGAUAAUUUAUUAAUUGUUGAAUUUGAUUUAACACAGUUUUAUUUCAGUGUUUGGUUAACCCAUGUUGAGAGCCUUUCAGAACAAUGUUAACCUUUUUUGAACUUCGUUUAAUAUUUUGAAAUGUAAAUUUUUAUACUAUUUCAAAGUUGCGUUUUUUGAAUAAUAUCAGCAAGAACUAUGUUAAAAAUAUGACGAAACGAUUUUAUCGUAUUUAAGUAAUAACAGUUAGCAAAUAGUUUAUGUAUUGUAAUAUUUUAUUGAGUUUUAUCUAUUUUAUUAUUUGUGACAAUUAUUUGUAGCUUAUAAAUACUUUACUUAACCAGUUGUUUGUUGAAGAGGAGAGAAAAAAGUCCAUAUUUUACUUUCCAGGAUUAAAAAUAAGUUCUGUAUUUUAUUGAAAAAAUUGUUGCUGUAAACAAAGUGACGUAAAUUUACAAAUUCGCUGUGGUUUCUUGGGAAAAUUGAUUGUCUUAAUACUUCUCAAUUAAAAAACAACCACUACUACUACUACUGAAAAAUUUUAAUAACCCAAAAUGUCGCGCUACCGCCAUCGUUAAAAAUACAUAAUUUGUACUUAGGCUUAAGAGAGGGACUGGAUGUAUUUGUUUUACAAGAGCAACCUUAAUUUAAUGUUAUUGUUAUAAUAUUUAAUAUCUCUGUGUUCUGCUGAAAUAUUGUAUUAUUUAUGCGGCUUAGAAUGAUAAAUGUACUAAUAGAUUCAAUGGAAAACAAUUUAAAGCAUAUACUAAUAAAAGUUGUUAUAACUGUAACCUAUUGACAAACGUAGAAAUGGGUGGAUUUUUUUGCCAAGUGAUUAUUUGUUGAAGCUAAUCUUGAGUUUCACUGCAAUUUGUGAUAAUGAUAUUUCAUAUUGACAUAAAAACAUACCGCAGGAAAAUUUACGUUUUUUGUAAGAAACGAAAAGUAUUAGUUUAUUGUAAGAAAUGUAAUAACGACUUUUUAAAGAUUUUCGAUUAUGAAAAUAACUUGGGAAUCUGUAUUAUGUUCAUUGUUUUUAGAAUAUCAAACUUUAAUUCUAAUCUUUGUUUAUUGAACUAUGCCUUGCGACGGUAAUUGUUUUAUAAUUAAAUAGUUAAUCACAUGUUUUAUAACCUAAUUUUAGGAUUAAUGUAUUAACUUUGAGUGAGAGUUAAAUUGUUGUGAACAACAUAUUAAUAGUCGCUCCAACAGUGCACAAAGAAGUUUGGGCGAAUGACAAUUGAACAGCAUACUUCCGGAACAUGCUAUUCUGAUACCAGUACACUAUACGUAUUGAUUAAUUUUAUAGUAAAUAACCACGUGCUCACAUUGUAUGUAUUAAGAUUUCUUUCCUCUUAUAUUGGUUCAUGGUAAUAAAUCUCAAAUAUUUCUGA
Limulus polyphemus (Atlantic horseshoe crab) is the source of this 5018-nucleotide messenger RNA. RefSeq names its product leupaxin-like. The transcript has 9 exons. Bases 722 to 2302 code for a protein of 526 amino acids. Lineage: Eukaryota; Metazoa; Arthropoda; Merostomata; Xiphosura; Limulidae. The record is from RefSeq and is a predicted model, not a curated record.